AUGUUUACUAAAGUGUUAGGAGUUCUUUUUCUGCUAGCAGGUCAGUCCUUGGGCGAUCUGAAGCACCUGGGACUUCAUAAUUUCGGCCUGCAUAUCUCACGUCCUGACCACUCAAGCAGCCACCACAAUAACAACGCUGAAUCGGAGUACAACGCUUUUCUCAACCAAUACUACAGCAAUCAAUGGCAGCAGUACUAUCAAGCUCAGGCGUCCUACAAUCAGUUAUAUGGUCCCAAUAGUCUAUAUGGACACUACGGGUACUAUUAUCCCUAUGGACACGAAGUCCACCAUGGACAUCAUGGAAAUCAUGGUCAACAUAGUCAGCAUGGUCAACAGCCAACAGACAACACAACCACCACCACCACCAGUACCACCACCACUACCACAACCACACCAGCUCCAACCACAACAACAACAGAACAGACAACCUCCACUGCGGUUGCAACAACAAAAGAUCCUCAGACAACUUCAACUGCCGUUGCUACAACACCUGGACCCGAUACCACCUCGACAGCUUUAGCCUCUUCAAAUGCAGUAGCGAGGUAUCGUGUUCACACCACGCCCCUUCCAUAUCCAUACGAGCCAAACCCACAGAUCAAUCCCUACGCUCUGCACCGCAUCUAUCCCCAGCAUUUAUAUGUCAAAGAUCCUUCAUCAGCUCAGCUCUCGCCGGUAUACUCGUAUGUUCCAUAUGAUCAAGUUCAAUACGUGGCAAAAAAAUAG
This is a messenger RNA of Drosophila biarmipes, 723 nucleotides long. Its product is annotated as developmental protein eyes absent-like. The transcript has a single exon. The coding region runs from base 1 to 723 and encodes 240 amino acids. Lineage: Eukaryota; Metazoa; Arthropoda; Insecta; Diptera; Drosophilidae. The record is from RefSeq and is a predicted model, not a curated record.